Molecule: messenger RNA, 1540 nt
Organism: Glossina fuscipes
Lineage: Eukaryota; Metazoa; Arthropoda; Insecta; Diptera; Glossinidae
Product: cytoplasmic dynein 1 light intermediate chain 2-like
Exons: 8
Coding region: 204-1445 (413 amino acids)
Biological process (GO): microtubule-based movement; microtubule cytoskeleton organization
Cellular component (GO): cytoplasmic dynein complex; centrosome
Molecular function (GO): dynein heavy chain binding
Source: RefSeq, a predicted model, not a curated record
GUUUCUUAAUUUGUGUGUAUACGUCAACGGAAGAUAAACUCGUCACUUCGUAUUAUUGCGUCCUAAAUAACGCGGGUAACGCUACUUUUUAACGUUUAGAAAACAGUACUUGCUAAUAUCGAUUAAAAUAUUGAAAUUAAAGAAGAAAAAAAAAUAUUACGUAUAAUAAAACGAAUUCUGCAUUUAUAUAAAGAUUAAAAAAAAUGAAUCCAGCGGAAAAAGCUCAAGAGCAAGAACCUAAAAUACGUGUGUCAAGAAAGACAGUUUUGGUUUUUGGCGACAGGGCCACCGGGAAAAGAACACUUAUAAAAAAACUGCAAGGCGGGGAAAAUCCCAUAUUGGGCCAAGGACUAAAAUAUGCUUACCUUGAUAUUAAAGAUGAAUCUGAAAAGGAUAUAACGCGUUUAAAUGUUUGGAUUUUGGAUAGUAUACCAGGGAACGAAAACCUCCUACAUAUGAUUAUAAACACAACUAGCUACACUCAAAUAUCAAUUGUACUGACCGUGUCAAUGGCGCAACCAUGGGUUUGGAUGGAUCAAUUAACUGAUUGUUCAGAUAUGUUGUUGCGUCAUGUAGAAAACUUACGUAUGGAUACUAAAGAGAAACAGGAAGCACGUCAGCGCUUACUGCAAAAAUGGAAAAAUUAUUGCAAAGAAAAUGAUAUCAAUACCCCGGAAAACUGCAAACAGAAAAUUAGUUCUACAGAUGAAACUGACUCGCUAACAGAAGAAGCUUUAAAAAUAAACAUUGGUUUGGACAUUGCCGUUGUAGUCACUCAGACUGAUCGCAUGGCCGAGUUACGAAAAGAUUAUGGUUUUCAGGAGGAACAUUUUACAUUUUUAGAGCAGUGGAUAAGACGUUUUUGCUUGCAACACGGCGCCUCUCUUUUGUAUACAAAUAUUAAAAAUGAAAAAAAUUGCGCUUUUCUACAUGAGCUCUUAAUACACCGAAUCACUGGCGCUCGAUUUUGUUUACCUGUUCAAGUUGUAGAAAGAGAUGCACUAUUAAUACCAGCUGGUUGGGAUAGUUUAGAGAAAAUGGGCAUUUUGCCCGAAAAUAAGGAACCUUGCCAAAUUGAAGAAUUUUAUUCGACACUGCCGGGUGAAAAGAUAAAUGGAGAAGAAGAAGAAAUUUUGGCAAAGCGAAAGGUUGAAGAAGAACCUGAGCCACCACCGAAAACUUCAUCUGAAUGUAAACGUAAGAAAGAGGUUACCCAAAUAAGCCCAGUUCUUUUGGCUUAUUACUUUGAUAUAAUGCACAAAAAAACAGGCGCUUCUCCUGCACGUCGUGAAGCCAUGAGGAUCUCGCGCGGCCUAGACGGUUUAUUAGACCCUGAGACCGUUGAUUCUAUUACCCUAUCACACAAAAGCAUAUCGAAAUUUAACUCCUCAUAUACUCACGAAUGUUUUUUGCAUUUCGCAUUACACAAAAUGCAAAUUCGUUAAUCUCUUAUCAGUUGAGCUAAGAAUUUUACUAUAAAAUCCUUCGAUGUUAAAUAAUUGAAUUUUAAACCCAAUUUACUACAACGUAUAAGUCAAUU